Odobenus rosmarus divergens (Pacific walrus) is the source of this 2187-nucleotide messenger RNA. It is a transcript of the gene ZNF630, whose product is annotated as zinc finger protein 630. Lineage: Eukaryota; Metazoa; Chordata; Mammalia; Carnivora; Odobenidae. Gene Ontology annotation, molecular function: DNA-binding transcription repressor activity, RNA polymerase II-specific. Bases 1 to 2085 code for a protein of 694 amino acids. The transcript is spliced from 7 exons. Gene Ontology annotation, biological process: negative regulation of transcription by RNA polymerase II. The record is from RefSeq and is a predicted model, not a curated record.
AUGGGAGUGGACCUGAUGAUCCACACUGCUGCAAAAAUCCAGAUGCCGCUGCUCAUCAAAUCCCGAAGCCGCAAAGCAAAAUAUGAACUUUGGUCCUGGUCCUCUGUUAAUUCUUCCACUCUCAUAGACACUCAGGAACCAGUGACAUAUGAGGAUGUGGCUGUGGACUUCACCCAGGAAGAGUGGCAGCACCUGGACCCUGCUCAGAAGACCCUACACAGAGAUGUGAUGCUGGAGAUCUACAGCCACCUGGUGUCUGUGGGGUGUUCAGGUAUAAAACCAGGUAUAAUCUUCAAGUUGGAACAUGAAGAGGACCCAUGGAUCAUAAAGAGUGAGUUGUCAAGGUGGAUCCACUCAGACAGAGAGAAAAGCCUUGACUCUUCCCAGCAGAUCAUUUCUGAAGAGCUUUCAUUUCAAAAGGAGAUAUUGGAAAAAACCCCAGAGGAUGAUUCAUUGUAUCCUCUCUUAAAAGUCUGGCAUACUGAUGGUCAGAUAGAUAGGUAUCAAGGAAACCAAGACAGAGUUUUGAAGCAGGUCACAGUCACUAGCCAUGAAACAUUGGCCAAAGAGAAAGGCCCCAAAUGUAAUACAUUUGGAAAAAUACUUGGUGUGUGCAUAGACCUUGAUCCUUCAAGUAAAAAACUCUGUGAUUUUGAUUCAUGUGAAAAGAGCUUGAAAUCUAAUUUAGACUCACUGACAUGCAACAGGAGCCAUGCAAGGAGGAACCUCAUUGAGAGAUUUGGAUGUGGGACACCACCUAGCUAUAAUGAUUCCUGUUCUGUGCCUGAGGAAAUUUACACUGGCAUGAAACCCUGUGGACAUAGUCAAUGUGAAAAAGGUCUCAAUCAUAAACAAGUCCAUAUUCAGUAUAAGAAAGAUCAAGCUGGUAAGAAACCCAAUGUUUGUAACGAGUGUGGGAAAGGCUUUAUUAAGAAGUCACGGCUUAUUAUACAUCAAAGAAUUCAUACUGGAGAGAAACCGUUUGUAUGUGGCGAUUGUGGAAAAGCCUUCAGUGAGAAAUCACACCUCAUUGUGCAUCAGAGGAUUCAUACUGGGGAGAAACCUUAUGAAUGUACUGAGUGUGGGAGGGCCUUCUCCCAGAAGUCACCCUUCAUCGUUCAUCAGAGAGUCCACACUGGAGAGAAACCCUAUGAAUGUUUUGAGUGUCAAAAAGCCUUCUCUCAGAAGUCACAUCUCAUUAUACAUCAGCGAGUGCACGCUAGAGAGAAGCCCUUUGAAUGCAGUGAAUGUGGGAAAGCCUUCUGUGAGAAGUCUCACCUUUUUAUACACCAGAUAACUCAUACUGGGGAGAGACCCUAUGAAUGUACUGAAUGUGGGAAAACCUUCCCUCGGAAAACACAACUCAUCAUCCAUCGGAGAACACAUACUGGAGAGAAACCCUAUAAGUGUAGUGAAUGUGGAAAAACCUUUUGCCAGCAGUCCCACCUCAUAGGGCAUCAAAGAAUUCAUACAGGAGAGAAACCUUAUAUAUGUACUGACUGUGGAAAAGCUUUUUCCCAAAAGUCACACCUUACUGGACAUCAAAGACUUCAUACUGGAGAAAAACCUUAUAUAUGUACAGAAUGUGGAAAAGCCUUCUCUCAGAAGUCACCUCUUAUUAUACACCAGAGAAUUCAUACAGGGGAGAAACCCUAUGAGUGUAGUGACUGUGGCAAAACCUUCUCCCAGAAAUCACCCCUCAUUAUUCAUCAGAGAAUUCAUACAGGGGAGAAACCCUAUGAGUGUACUGAGUGUGGUAGGGCCUUUUCCCUGAAGUCACAUCUCAUUAUACAUCAGAGAGCUCAUGCUGGAGAGAAACCAUAUGGAUGUAGUGAAUGUGGAAAGGCCUUCUGUGAGAAGUCUCCAUUAGCUAUACAUCAAAAAAUUCAUACUAGGGAGAAACCCUCUGAAUCUGCUGAAUAUGGGAUGGCUUUUUCCCGGAAAUCACAGAUGAUCACAUAUCAGAGAACACACACAGGGGAGAAACCUUCUAAAUGCAGUGACUGUGGGAAGGUAUUCUGCCAGCAUAUAUACCUCACUGGACAUCAGAAUCCACAUAGGAGAGAAACCUCAUAUAUGUACUGAUUGUGGGAAGGUCUUCCCAGAAGUCAGACCUCACUGUGCAUGAAAAAACUCACACUGAACAGAAAUUCUAUGGAUGUGUUGGACAUGAAAAAAGUGUGGCAC